UGCGUCGGCGUGUUGCGCCGUAGCUUUUGCCGCGGCGCCCGGCAGUCCGUAGGCGAAGUCCUAACGAGUAGCCGGCGAGCGAGCCGUAUCGCGGAAAAACUUGUUCGCAAUUAGAUCGUGCCGAGAUUUCCGUGUCCGUUCUUCGUGUAAUCGGUUCCACGAUCCGCGUCGCUUUCCUUUAAUCCGUGUUCUCGUCUACAUUAUUCGUCGUACCUUUUUUUUUUUUUUCAAAAAUCGGUCGAUCCUCGAUCCAAGUUUCGAAACUUGAGAUUAAAAAGAAAGAUUGUAUGCAGUGAGUAUCUGUAAUCGUAGAUGUGUCGUGAGCAGUGUUUCCAGGCAGAGGCACGAGAUAGGGGGGGAAGGAAGUCUCGAUCUCGGGUGACAUGUGACGAGUUGUCGAUCGUGCACGAGCGAUAAAACGCCUCGUGAACAAAUCUUCCGCGUUCGAUUUAUCCGCUGGAUCCUCGACCGACCCAUGAAAACUCGAUGGGAUGUAUCAGUGAGGAACGAAAAUCAGAAGGAGAAGACAGAGGCGCCACGUCUCAACUUUGGAAACAGAAAUGAGUUGAGAAUCGACUACGAUGUUGAGUCGUCUUUCGGCCGUGGUGGCCUCCAUUUUGGUUCACCAGCUACACGUUUUGUGUGCCGCCACCUCAUUAGGUGCUAAGCCGUUUCCUGGACUGGAAAACCUGCCUAGGUCGUUCUGGCAUGAGCUCAGUUCACCUUUUACCGAGGUAUACGAGGUGGAAAGUUUCGCAACAGAAACGGGCGGCACUCCAGAACCGAGGCCCUUUUUCGAAGAUCCAGAGAGCAACAUUACCGUGCAACUCGGUGCUCAAGUAUACAUGCACUGUAGAGUACAAAACUUGCAGGAUACACUCAAGGUGUCCUGGGUGCGCAGACGUGGCGACGAGCUCCACUUGCUCACGAUCGGCCUCGACACGUACGCGAGCGACUCGAGGUUCUCGCUCGCCUUGGAGAAGCCGAAUGAUUGGCGGCUGCUUUUAAGUUCGGCGACCGAACGAGACGGCGGUGUGUACGAGUGUCAAGUCAGUGCUCAUCCCCCAUUAAUCAGAACUGUCCAUCUGACGGUGUCAGUGCCGAAGGUAGAGAUUGUGGACGAGCACGGGGCAACGGCUGGUGACAAAUUUUACAAAGCUGGGAGCACGAUAGAAUUGAAGUGUGUGGUCAGCAAUAUACCGCAACCUACCGGAUACGUUACGUGGCGCCAUGGAUCCCGAACGUUGAAUUACGAUACUACUCGUGGAGGAAUCAGCGUGAAGACGGACAUGGGCGCCAGUGGCGCGAUAUCCAGGCUCUACAUUGCAAACGCAAAUAAAAAAGACAGCGGGAAUUACAGUUGCGCAUUGGCGGAUGUGGCGGCCGCCACCACGGUUUCCGUCCACGUAUUAAAUGGUGAGAAUCCAGCAGCCAUGCAACACGGUGGUUCAACAGAAGUGAGAGCGAUAUCCCUCGUCCUCGUCGUCAUUUCGUUGCUGUUCUCGUCACUUUCGAGGUGACCGUGAUGUCUCGAUCAUUCUGCGGGCCUGCAAUUCGAAUGGUGCUAACUCCUUUCUUCCCCGUGGCGAAUUAAACGCGAGGGGAUGUCGAGGGAAUCGAAACGAUCCUCUCUCCUCGGGACGUCUCUUCGUAUUUCUCGCGCGGCGUGUUUCCCAAUGGGACGUGGUGUGCGUGUUCACGCGGUUGUACACCGCGCGGGACUGUGAAUUGUAUCAAGGGACGAGGACAAUUUUUACCGCGUUACGGGAGAAGAAGGCGGUGAACGAAUCAAUAACGAAAAUUUCUCGAUCGUAUACGUAUAUAAAAUAAACCACGAAGAAGCGAAGAGAGACUUUUGUGAGACUGGAAUCGUUGUUUUUUUUACGAAAGAUCUCUACUCCAUCACUCUUGUUUCGUUCCCUCCCUUCUUUUUUUUAAACUACGUCAAAUGGAAACGUGAAAAUUCCCCCAGAAAGACAACGAAGUUUUCGCCCCUUUGUCGAGAAUUCAUUCCUGUUUACCAACGCUCAAGGUUUUUGCCAAUUUCGUGCGCAACAUUCCACGCGAAUAUUUUCGAACGAUCCACUUUGAGCGAUCCACGAGAGAGAAAACCGAUUUUUCCUCGGUCGAUUCGUAAAAGUCUGACCCCUCCCCCCGUAUUAUGCGCUUGUUCGAUAAAAUUUCGAACGAAUAUUGCAAAAAAAGAAAAGAAAAAAAAAAAAGAUCGUAUACGAAUUACCACGAUAAGGAUUUCGUUCGAACGGAUUGACAUAUCAAUUAUUUUCCAAGAACGAGAAUACCUUACGAUUAGUGGAAACCAAUCCGAUCGUUACGAGUAUAAUAUAUAUAUAUAUAUCUUAUAUAUCAUUGGAGGAGGUAGAGGGAUGGGGAAAAAAAAAAAUAUUUUCGUCGCAUUUGUUGCAGCUGGAAACGCGUGGAAUUGAACAGAGUCUGUUCCUUUGAAACUAGAAGAGAGUUUUGAGAAUAAAUACCGACCAUUGUUUACCCGAAUCGAGCACGCUUGGAACAAAAACUGUGCCAAAAAAGUGGAAGCUGCGAAAGUCACCGAGAGUUGUCGAGAUACUUUUUAUUGCCUUUAUUCCGGUUUCGUUCGAUGUAGUUUUGCUCUCUCGUCUUUUUUAACGAGGGAAUCAAAGGAAAUUUAUUUACAGAAUUUGAAUAACAAGCGAGGCAUGUUGAAUACGCGUGUAGGUACCAAGAAUAUUUCAAAGCGAUUUUACGAAGAGAGGGAUGAAAAAUGUAUUUUCGCGUAUUUUAUCUUUUUUAUAUUUGAAUAUAGAUAUGCUAGAUUUCACUCGAUUAAUUUGCGCGUGAUCCGAAAAGUUUUGAUGAAUAUACAUGGGGGGCCUUUGCGGUUAUCGUGCGCAAGUUUCACUUGGGGGGGGGAGAAACAAAGAGAUAUUUUCUUGAAUCGAGUUUGAAACUUUGUCGUAUUUUCUUUCAGCUUGAUAAGAUUCGUACGUCGAGGAAAAUUUUCGUCAACUUAAAUUAAGGAAAGCUGUUUGAGAAUAAAUUCGAGGUCGAAUAAGUCGCUUGAACGUAUCUUGUCGCGAUCUUUGUUGUUUCGAAUGAAAGAAAUCUUUCAAGCCAUAGAUUUCUAUGAAAAUUUGAUCCAGGAUUUCAAUGCAGGACAACUUUGAGUCGCAUUUAUCUAUUUUAUUUUUCACGUUGUGUAAAAUAAACAUUGGAAACGUUCCAGCGAACGAAUUGAAGUUACGAAAAUUUUCAAUUUCAAUUUUAAACCUCAUUCUUGAUUAAUUACAAAAAGUAAUGUUUUAUAAAUUCAAUUAUAUUAAAUUAUCCGAUAUUAUCACUGGGUUAAAAAUCAUCAAUAAUUUAUUAAAUCCAAAUUCCUCUUCUCGCUAUGAAUCCUCUUAAACCGGGAAAAAAUGUUCACUUCUACGUUCGACGUAGGCUGAAUCAAACUCUCUUUCUCUCUCUUUCUCUCUCUCUCUCUCUCGAAAAAAAAAAA
Molecule: messenger RNA, 3493 nt
Organism: Apis mellifera (honey bee)
Lineage: Eukaryota; Metazoa; Arthropoda; Insecta; Hymenoptera; Apidae
Product: peroxidasin
Exons: 8
Coding region: 582-1520 (312 amino acids)
Biological process (GO): synapse organization
Cellular component (GO): neuron projection membrane
Source: RefSeq, a predicted model, not a curated record